Acomys russatus (golden spiny mouse) is the source of this 1192-nucleotide messenger RNA. RefSeq names its product protein lifeguard 2-like. Lineage: Eukaryota; Metazoa; Chordata; Mammalia; Rodentia; Muridae. The coding region runs from base 1 to 1191 and encodes 396 amino acids. Gene Ontology annotation, cellular component: membrane. The transcript has 10 exons. The record is from RefSeq and is a predicted model, not a curated record.
AUGGUGGCCGGCUCGGGCGGCCCCCGCGGGCGCAGCGACACGGGAAUGGCGCUCGUCUGCGCGGGCCGCCCGGGGGUCGGCCUGCCACCCCGGCGACUGGAAGGUCUGAGGUGCCUGGCCGCCCGCGCCGGUACCCAGCGGCCGCCACCCGGCCCUGGUGGCGGGAAGCGGGCGUCCGCAGCCCGGGACCCAGCCCUGGAGCUGGGCCGCCCGCGGGGCACGCAGGCCCGAUACACCGCCCGACCUCCCGGGAAAGCCAGCUCUGACCUCGGGGGACGCUUCCCGGGGAAAAUAGACAUGGAGGUCAGUGAGCUAGUCAACUUUAGCUCUGGAGACCAUCAACAUCUUAUUCACAAAGCAGCAAUUAAAGGCAACGCCGGUAAAGUGGACCAGCCCUUCACGUACUCAUCUGGAGAGAGGCCAAAAGAAGCUGUAAAAUACCAAUAUCCAAAGCCUAGAGAUGCGGCGAGUGUUUACGCAAUAGAAGUUUCAGAGGAUGCUACUACAAAUGAGAGCAUAAAUCCAUCCAGUCCCUUCAACAAUGGGUCUGUCCGGAGAGAUUUCAUUGUGAAAGUGUUCAUCAUCCUGUCCGUUCAGUUGCUCAUCACUGGAGUGAUUAUCAGCAUGUUUGUUUUCUGCAAGCCUCUAAGGAAGUGGAUCAUCUCCAUGCCCUGGUUCCUGUAUGCACUCCUACCCGCAGUUCUGGUUGUGGUCAUCGUGCUAGCUUGCUGUAGGGAUAUCCGACGCCAAGUGCCUGCGAACUACAUCCUCCUGGCAUUCUUUACACUUCUGGAAGGCCUGCUGCUAGGGAGCAUGUCUAUCCUCUAUCGAGCAGAAGAGAUACUAUGGGCAACAGGAGCCACUACUGUGGUGACACUAGCGCUCACUUUAUUCGCACUACAAACAAAAUGGGAUUUCACCUUGCUAAAUGGAGUGCUGUUCGUUUUCGCCAGUGUAUUACUGAUCUACGGGAUCAUCGCACUUGUGGUACAAUCAUAUUGGUUGCAUCUGACGUACUCGGCGCUUGGAACACUGCUCUUCUCCAUGUACCUGGUGAUGGACGUGCAGAUGAUGGUUGGGGGCCGCUACCAUUAUGAGGUAGACCCCGAAGAGUACAUAUUUGCUGCUCUGAACAUCUACGUGGACAUCAUCAACAUUUUCGUUUUCAUUUUGGAUCUUCUUGGACGAUAGC